Messenger RNA from Ochotona princeps (American pika), 3413 nucleotides. RefSeq names its product MAGUK p55 scaffold protein 2 (gene MPP2). NCBI's taxonomy places the organism in Eukaryota, Metazoa, Chordata, Mammalia, Lagomorpha, Ochotonidae. The transcript has 13 exons. Gene Ontology annotation, cellular component: plasma membrane; cell-cell junction. Bases 169 to 1827 code for a protein of 552 amino acids. The record is from RefSeq and is a predicted model, not a curated record. Gene Ontology annotation, molecular function: protein binding.
UCCCCCCUGUCUCCGCCCCCUGGCGCCGCCGAGGCUUCGCCGCUUUAAGAGCCGGGCUGGCGAUUGACAGGCAUCCGACGCGGAGCGCGGCGCAGCGCUGGAGCCACCCCGAGCUAGGGGCUCCCCGGGGUGCAGGAGAAACGUUUUACAGCCCUUGCCAACCUCAUCAUGCCGGUUGCUGCCACCAACUCCGAGUCUGCCAUGCAACAAGUCCUGGACAACUUGGGGUCUCUCCCCAAUGCCACGGGGGCUGCCGAACUGGAUCUCAUCUUCCUUCGAGGCAUCAUGGAAAGUCCCAUAGUGCGAUCUCUGGCCAAGGCCCACGAGCGGCUGGAGGAGACCAAGCUGGAAGCCGUGCGUGACAACAACUUGGAGCUCGUGCAGGAGAUCCUGCGGGACCUAGCACAGCUGGCCGAGCAGAGCAGUGCAGCUGCCGAGUUGGCCUGCAUCCUCCAGGAACCCCACUUCCAGUCUCUCCUGGAGACGCAUGACUCUGUGGCUUCCAAGACCUAUGAGACUCCGCCCCCCAGCCCCGGCUUGGACCCCACAUUCAGCAGCCAGCCCGUGCCUCCAGAUGCCGUACGCAUGGUGGGCAUCCGCAAGACGGCUGGCGAGCACCUGGGUGUGACGUUUCGUGUCGAGGGCGGUGAGUUGGUGAUCGCGCGCAUUCUGCACGGGGGCAUGGUGGCUCAGCAAGGCCUGCUGCACGUAGGCGACAUCAUCAAGGAGGUCAACGGGCAGCCGGUAGGCAGCGACCCCCGCGCGCUGCAGGAGCUGCUACGUAGCGCCAGCGGCAGCGUCAUCCUCAAGAUCCUGCCCAGCUACCAGGAGCCCCAUCUGCCCCGCCAGGUGUUCGUGAAAUGCCACUUCGACUAUGACCCGGCCCGAGACAGCCUGAUCCCUUGCAAGGAAGCUGGCCUGCGCUUCUGUGCCGGGGACCUACUGCAGAUCGUGAACCAAGAUGACGCCAACUGGUGGCAGGCAUGCCACGUGGAGGGUGGCAGCGCCGGGCUCAUCCCCAGCCAGCUGCUGGAGGAGAAGAGGAAAGCCUUCGUCAAGCGUGACCUGGAGCUGACGCCAACAUCAGGGACCCUGUGCGGUAGCCUUUCUGGAAAGAAAAAGAAGCGCAUGAUGUAUUUGACUACCAAGAAUGCAGAGUUUGACCGCCACGAGCUGCUCAUUUAUGAGGAGGUGGCCCGCAUGCCCCCCUUCCGCCGGAAAACCCUGGUGCUGAUUGGAGCUCAGGGGGUGGGCCGACGCAGCCUGAAGAACAAGCUCAUCAUGUGGGAUCCAGAUCGCUAUGGCACCACGGUGCCCUACACAUCGCGGCGACCCAAGGACUCGGAACGUGAAGGCCAGGGCUACAGCUUUGUGUCCCGAGGGGAGAUGGAGGCUGACAUCCGGGCCGGGCGCUACCUGGAACAUGGCGAGUACGAGGGCAACCUGUAUGGCACACGCAUCGACUCCAUCCGUGGUGUGGUUGCUGCCGGCAAGGUGUGCGUGUUGGAUGUCAACCCCCAGGCUGUGAAGGUGCUGCGGACAGCCGAGUUUGUCCCUUAUGUGGUGUUCAUUGAAGCCCCUGAUUAUGAGACCCUGCGCGCCAUGAACCGGGCUGCACUGGAGAGUGGAGUGUCCACCAAGCAGCUCACGGAAGCUGACCUGAGACGGACAGUGGAGGAGAGCAGCCGCAUCCAGAGGGGCUAUGGGCACUACUUCGAUCUCAGCCUGGUCAACAGUAACCUGGAGAGGACCUUCCGAGAGCUGCAGGCCGCCUUGGAGAAGCUGCGGACGGAACCCCAGUGGGUGCCCGUCAGCUGGGUGUACUGACCCAGUUUCUGGCUCUUGCCCGCUCCGGGUCGUGACCUGGAGUCUGAGCCCAGUCCCUCUCCCUCCCCUGACUCCCAGCCACCUCCUUCAAUACCCCUCCCAGCCCCUGGCCCCUGGCUUGCCCUGGGAAGCAGCCAUCAGCGAACCCUAAGUCUGAUUUCAGCACAGAGGUGUGCACUGCCAGGGCAGGGCAGUGGGUGUUCGUGGGGCACCUCUGUGCCCAGGUGCUGCUCACUCUCAAUGUCCAUUGGCUGCCAGAAGGCUCUUUUCAAGGGCUGAGCCAUGACCAGGGGAAUAUUAGAGUCACCUGUACCUGCUCAGUACAGGGAAGAGGACAGCUGCUUUGGGACCACUUGGUCAGCAGGUGCACUGUCCCGGCCAUUUCUUCCCUCAACUCCUUUCUGCCUCUGGACUGGCCACACUUCCUCCCUCAACUUACACCCUGCCUCCUGGGCGCAGGCCUUGGCCCCUUUCCGGGUCAGCCUGGGUAGUGGUGGUGCUGACAGGCCUGGAAGAGGAGGAGGACUGCCCUUAGUCUGCUACCCUCAGCUCCCCCAGGAAGGGGCAGGGGACCCGGAGAGGAUGCUACCCUUCCCCAACUCCUCCACAGCUUCUCACUGCCGAAGUCUCCCCAAGACUUCUCCAACACUCCCUGGCGGGUCAGCCCUGCCCCCAAGGGGGCAAGACUGGCAAGGGUCAGUGGACUGAACCUGCUGCCCACUGGCCAAGGGCCCUGGCUCUCUGUAGCCCAUGGUGGGAUGUGUCUGGCUCCAUGUUGGUGACCUUUGUCCAUCCUGGCCUUCUGCCUGGUGGGGUCCAGAUGACCCAUGGGCCAGGGCUGUCCGGAUGGGCAGCUGAGGAGUGCAGAGGGGCCCUGGUCUCACUGAAGGGCUAGGAGAGGUGUGGCUAGGCCAUGGUGCUCUGGCCUGCCCAGCCCGUGGCCCCUGAUGCUGCCCAGCUCUGAGGCCUGGGUGUGUGUAUGUGUGUGUGUCAGGCGUGGUCUGGGGGAGAUUUGGAGGCCCUUUUGUGGGGGUUCCCCGUCAGCCCCUGUUUCUGAUGAGACCUGUCCCCCAGCCGUGGUUCUCCCCUGAUGUCUUUUUUUUCCUUUUCUGAUUAUCCUCCCUGCCCUAAAUGCCACCCUCAGUCCCUGGGAGAGGGCAGUUUUGUAAAAUAGAUUCCAUGAUAAGGAAAGUACUGUCCUAGACGCUACCAGGCAUCUCAUCCUCCCCGUCCCCGUGUUCCUUCCCCAGGCCACCUGUGCCCCGUCUGAUCCGUCUGCUACAGUGUCAGCCAGACCUGACCCCUGUGCCACUGUGUGCCCGUGUCCUAGGGAAGGGGAGGGAGAAUGAACAGAAUAUUUAUCACAAAUGUUAGAAACAUAUUUAUCAUAUCAGAGCCUCCUUUGCAUAUGAUAUGCAAAUGAGAUAUAAGGGUCCAGCCUGCUGUGCCCAUCUCAUUUGCAUAGCUCUUCAUACACUAUGCAGUCAUCUUUAUAUUCUUCUUUGCCCCUGAGGUCAGUGUCUCUUUGAUUGUUGAUUCAGCUCUCCCUUGUCAGUCACACUCACCCUCAGCUUAAGGGAUCUGGA